This is a messenger RNA of Quercus robur (English oak), 876 nucleotides long. RefSeq lists its product as uncharacterized. The transcript has a single exon. Lineage: Eukaryota; Viridiplantae; Streptophyta; Magnoliopsida; Fagales; Fagaceae. The coding region runs from base 1 to 876 and encodes 291 amino acids. The record is from RefSeq and is a predicted model, not a curated record.
AUGAAUUGUCAUUUAAUUCGUCAUGUAGGGAAAGAACCAAACUCCACACAUAAAAUUACUGUGAAAUGUUUUGAAGAUUUAAAGAAUUAUUCACGACAUAUUGACAAGCUAAUUGAGAAACAAACGUCAAAAGAAUUAGAGAAUAAUCAAUUGCGGCUCAAAACCUCAAUAGAGUGUGCUCGAUGGCUAGUAUUCCAAGCUUGUGCUUUUAGAGGUCAUGAUGAAAGCCUUGAUUCAAAAAAUAGAGGUAAUUUUAUUGAAUUGAUAAAAUUCACAUCAACUUUCAAUGACAAAGUAGCUAGUGUUGUCUUGGAAAAUGCUCCAGGAAAUGCCAAAUAUACAUCACCCACAAUUCAAAAGGAGAUUUUGCAUAUUCUUGCUAGUAAUGUGCGAAAUGCUAUUCGUGAAGAAAUUGGGGAUGCAAAAUUUUGCAUUCUUGUUGAUGAAGCCCGGGAUGAGUUGAAGAAAGAGCAAAUGGCCAUCAUUUUGAGGUUUGUUGAUAAAGAAGGUUUCAUUAAAGAGUGUUUCUUUCAUGUUGUGCAUGUUAGAGACACUACUGCAUUGACUUUAAAGAAUGAGAUAUGUGCUGUCCUUUCUCGUUACAACCUCCACAUUGAAAAUAUUCGAGGUCAAGGAUAUGAUGGGGCUAGUAACAUGCGUGGUGAAUGGAAUGGAUUACAAGCUCUUUUUCUUAAAGAUUGCCCAUAUGCUUAUUAUGUACAUUGUAUAGCUCAUAGGUUGCAAUUAGCUCUAGUUACAACAUCUAGAGAAGUAAAAGAUGUUCAUCAAUUCUUUGAUCAUUUGGUUAAUAUUAUCAAUAUUGUUGUUGGUUCUAGUAAGCGUAAUGAUGAAUUGCAACAUGCUCAAGCAGAAUAA